AUGCAUCAAGAAAAAAGAAGGCAACAACUUCAAAUCUUCUUUGAUGGAGCCACAUGGAAACUUAACGAAAAGUCAGCAGAUACAAUUUUCAAUUUAGUUCAAUUAUUUGAAGAUUUUCCUGAACUCAACAAAUUUGUUCAAGGAUUUCUUUGCGAAAACUUCAUUUCGGUGAUUAGAUCAUACUUCCCAAUGUUUAUUUUCUUAUGGAUGACCGCUUCCUUCAACCAAGUUUUUAGUAUUUGCUUAACAAUUUUUAUUUUUUACGUAAUUUUCAUAUUCGCAAUUCAAAAAGUUCCAAAGCGUGAUAUAUCACCAAACUCAGAAGGACUUCAUAUGGCCCUCAGCUUCUAUUUUACAUAUCGAAGAAUUUAUGCUUACAUGAGUUGGGGUAAAGCCAUUUUGAUGACUCUAGUCUUACUUUUAGCAUUCUUUGGUUUCCCUCCGAUAAUUACUGCCAUAUUAAUUCCAACAGGUGUUUGUUCCAUAUUAUUAGAGACAGAAACUAGUGUUGGAAGGAUGCGUGUUAUGAUAAUGUAA
Trichomonas vaginalis G3 is the source of this 537-nucleotide messenger RNA. RefSeq lists its product as uncharacterized. The transcript has a single exon. Bases 1 to 537 code for a protein of 178 amino acids. The record is from RefSeq and is a predicted model, not a curated record. Lineage: Eukaryota; Parabasalia; Trichomonadida; Trichomonadidae.